Messenger RNA from Leptosia nina, 1428 nucleotides. Lineage: Eukaryota; Metazoa; Arthropoda; Insecta; Lepidoptera; Pieridae. The record is from the annotation of a GenBank genome assembly.
AUGACCACAUGGAUGGCGCUAUUCGGGCUUGUGUGGCUAUUGCGGGUACGCGGCUCGCUUUGCGGAUGUGCUGCUUGCAAGCGAGCCCGGCUCGACGGACCAGAACUAUGCGCGGAGACCCCGCGCGCGCCUAGCCCGGACGAACGCGCGCCCUUUGACGUCAUCGCCUUGCAGCACUACACGCGUGACGUCACUGUGCAAACGGAUUUCGAAGAUGAGGAAGUCGAGGACCUCGAUAAGAUCGAGUUACAAAUCACUGAGGAAUCAAAUGCCAGCAACUUUGAGGGCGGGCGCGACCAGAAUCAGAGUCCGGAAGGCGCACGACAUGUCACAGGAAACAGUCAGUUUUCCCCAGACUCCGACGAUAUCUGGGAGACAAUCGAGGUGACGUUAGAGAGAGGGGUUUCUGGGCUUGGGCUCAGCAUAGCAGGCGGUGAGAGCGGAGGUGACGUCAGCGUAUCUCGUAUAGCCCCCGCUGGCGCUGCGAAAAGGGAUGGCCGACUUCAGAUUGGAGAUAUCCUUCUUCAGGUCAACGAUGUCUCAGUCGAGAACGCGCCGCACUCUAUAGCGGUAGAUGUUUUGCAAAAUGCAGGAAACAUUGUAAGACUUAGAGUUCGGAGAGCACGGCGCCCGAGGGUUGUGACACUUUGCAGAGGCGUUCGCGGUUUAGGCUUGGGCAUAGCUGGCGGAGCGGACGACGCAGCGGGCGGCGGCGGCAUCUUUAUCUCUCAUAUUGCUGCUGGUGGUGCAGCCCAUCACGAUGGCAGACUUACAUUAGGGGACAAAAUUCUUGCUGUCCGAGACGAAGAUGGCAUAGAGACGUCUCUAAUCGGCGCAACUCAUGCGAAAGCUGUUGCAGCACUAAGGAAUACGGGCGAUCGCGUGACACUUGUGGUUUUGCCGGCGGCAACCAUUCCCCCGGUAGUCAGAACCGCUCCGCUCUAUUCCACACGCACGCAAGCGACAUCGUGUUCCACCCUUCACGAGUUAUCAGAAGAAGAUCCGAAUAAAAUACCAAGAUGUGUGCGUAUGGUACGUCUAGUAAGAACCGGCUCUCGUCUUGGUAUGGACAUAGUUGGUGGUUUGGGUGACGCUGACCGAGGCAGUGAUGAUGAAGCAUGUGGGGUUUUUGUAUCUGGCGUGGCAACUGGAGGUGCUGCAUGUGGUAUGCUGCAUAAGGGAGAUAGGAUAUUGAGUGUUGAUGGUCGGGACUUGACUAGAGCGACGCACGAACAGGCAGCAGCUGCUUUGAAGUAUUCAGGAAAUGCAGUGACAGUAGCAGCGCAGUACCAGCCGGAGCAAUAUGAGAGGUUGCGCGCGCGCAUUCGAGCGAUAAACGCAGCGUCAGCCAUGUCUCCGCACGCACAUAGGGUGCAUGUUCCCGUGCAGCCAGAUUUGCAUUCUAUUUAUCCUAGGUAUGGUAUUUAG